Drosophila bipectinata is the source of this 543-nucleotide messenger RNA. NCBI's taxonomy places the organism in Eukaryota, Metazoa, Arthropoda, Insecta, Diptera, Drosophilidae. The record is from RefSeq and is a predicted model, not a curated record.
AUGAGGUUAAGCUCCAUUACUUUCCUCUUCCUUGGAAUAUUUUUGCCAACUUUUAUUGACGCAUUCGAAUUCAGAUUCACAAACUUUAAUUGCAAAAGCUACAACGAAUCUUGGUUUGUUUUCCACCAAUGCCGUCUGAAGGCCGUGAGCCGAGACAAAAUUGUGUUCAACAUGAACGGCACGAUACUGCACCCGGCCUACCGUAUUAAAAUUCAUUAUCAGGUUUUAAAGAAAGAAAAUGGAUACAAGCCCUGGCUUAUAAACGGCUUUCUUGAUGCAUGCAGGUUUCUCCGGAACAAGUACGACCCUUUCUUCAGAGUCGUUUAUGGGCUUUUUCAGGACUUUUCAAACAUAAACCACACCUGUCCGUAUGUGGGAACCCAAAUCCUUAAGGAUUUUUAUCUACGAUAUGACAAGCUUCUUCUCCCUUUUCCAACUGGGGAUUACCUUCUGGCCUUACGAUGGCACUUUGAUGAAAAACUACAAUUCGAUACAAACGCAAGUGUGACCAUUGUGGAAGAUUUAUUUAAAACCAAGUCAUGA